Messenger RNA from Oryzias melastigma (Indian medaka), 2166 nucleotides. RefSeq names its product gamma-aminobutyric acid type A receptor subunit rho1 (gene gabrr1). Gene Ontology annotation, cellular component: membrane; neuron projection; synapse. Gene Ontology annotation, molecular function: GABA-A receptor activity; extracellular ligand-gated monoatomic ion channel activity; neurotransmitter receptor activity. Gene Ontology annotation, biological process: nervous system process; chemical synaptic transmission; signal transduction. NCBI's taxonomy places the organism in Eukaryota, Metazoa, Chordata, Actinopteri, Beloniformes, Adrianichthyidae. The record is from RefSeq and is a predicted model, not a curated record. The transcript is spliced from 9 exons. The coding region runs from base 275 to 1765 and encodes 496 amino acids.
UCCUCUGAGGUUCUGUGCUGCUGGUUCUCCUCACAUCCACCUGCGCGCGGGGAAACGGCGCGUUUCUAAUCCCCGCCCUCUGACAUGCGUGGGAGGGAGGGAGGGGGGGCUGCCUCCCCCUCCUCCACGAGACCAAAUGCAAUCCAACAAUGUAUGCAUUCUCAGUGUGCUGAGCGCGCAGCGCGUGUGCGGGAUGCGCGUCCUGUGCGUCCUGUGCGCACACGGCGUCAGGAGCCAGCUGCACCUGUGAGCCGCGGGACCGGACCCGGACACCAUGCACACGGACGUGGUGCUGCUCGCCGCGCUGCUGGGGCUGCUCGGCGCGUCCUGCGCCCACAAGCCGUCCAGGGGGCAGAAGCUGCAGCCGCAGAGACACGUCAGAUCAAAGCGUGAGUUGUCUUUAGCGGAAGGAUUCAGUAAUGACAGGUUUGGCAGCACCAUUGUCAAGAGAAGCCCAGACGUCACUAAAGUGUGGGGCAGAAAGUCCGAACAGCUGCUGAGGAUAGACGACCAUGACUUCACCAUGCGACCGGGAUUUGGAGGACCCGCUGUUCCAGUUGGAGUGGAUGUUCAGGUUGAAAGCCUGGAUGCGAUUUCAGAGGUUGACAUGGACUUCACAAUGACUCUGUACUUAAGGCACUACUGGAAAGACGAGCGCCUGUCUUUUAAAAGCAACACCAACCAGAGUAUGACAUUCGACGGCCGCCUGGUGAAGAAGAUCUGGGUUCCCGACAUGUUCUUCGUCCACUCUAAGAAGUCCUUCACACAUGACACCACCAAGGACAACGUCAUGCUGAGAGUGUACCCUGAUGGCAAAGUGCUCUACAGUCUCAGAGUAACCGUCACUGCCAUGUGCAGCAUGGACCUCAGCCGCUUUCCUCUCGACACCCAGACGUGCUCUCUGGAGAUUGAAAGCUAUGCAUACACAGAUGAUGAUCUAAUGUUGUACUGGAAGGAAGGGAACAGGUCCCUCAACACAGAUGAGAGAAUUUCUCUCUCCCAGUUUCUCAUUCAGGAGUUUCACACAACCACAAAGCUUGCCUUCUACAGCAGCACAGGUAUGCUGAAAAGCUGCAUCAUGCUCUCCAUCAGGACUUCGCUUCACCUCUGCUCUGCCUCCUCUCCAGGCUGGUACAACCGUCUGUACAUCAACUUCACUCUGCGGCGGCACAUUUUCUUCUUCCUGCUGCAGACGUACUUCCCCGCCACCCUCAUGGUCAUGCUGUCCUGGGUGUCCUUCUGGAUCGACCGCCGGGCCGUCCCAGCCAGAGUCCCUCUCGGUAUAACCACGGUGCUCACCAUGUCCACCAUCAUCACCGGAGUCAACGCCUCCAUGCCCAGAGUGUCCUACAUCAAAGCUGUGGACAUUUACCUCUGGGUCAGCUUCGUCUUCGUCUUCCUCUCGGUGAUAGAGUACGCUGCGGUCAACUACCUGUCCACUCUGCAGGAGCGGAAAGAGAGGAAGCUACGAGAGAAGCUGCCGUGUACCUGUGGAAUGGCCCACCCUGGACUGAUGUCCGCCAGCUACAGCGAGGAGGACGUCAACACCACAGGGAACUACGGCAUGCCGGAAGAGAACGGCGUCAGACGGGAGAGGAUUCUGGCUGAGCUGGUCAUGGAGAACGACCAGGUGACCGGCCACGUCGGCUCCAGAGCCUACAGCAAUGUCUGGAUCGACACGCACGCCAUAGACAAGUACUCCCGGGUCAUCUUCCCGGGAUCCUACAUCCUCUUUAACAUCAUCUACUGGACCAUCUACUCCUAAGGGAGAGGAAAUGAAAACGAGGCAAACUGAAACUUUCCUGGUGAGAAAAGAGGAUCUGAUCUGAGCUUUGGUGACAACGCUGACGUGAUGAUCCCAGCAGGAACAGCUUUAUUCACAAAAACCUGCACGGUAACAGAAAACGAGCAAAAAGGAAAGGAACCUGGACCGAAAACUUGCUUGUUUUUUAUGUCAUCUGCUUUUUCAUUUGGGACCCUCAAAUAAUAUUCACAAUGCAUUCAAAUUCUCAAGUGUUUCUCAGGUUGUUUUUGACUAAAGGUUUUACUAUAGAUCAAACCUCAAUCAGGAAGCUUUGUUAAUGGCUAGUCCUGAUAGACAGGUAAAAGACACAGAGUUGUUCUCUCUGGACACUAAAGACCCACUCAGAUGAAGACUGUUUUUAA